Saitoella complicata NRRL Y-17804 is the source of this 1014-nucleotide messenger RNA. RefSeq lists its product as uncharacterized. NCBI's taxonomy places the organism in Eukaryota, Fungi, Ascomycota, Saitoellomycetes, Saitoellales, Saitoellaceae. The transcript has a single exon. The record is from RefSeq and is a predicted model, not a curated record. The annotation marks the transcript as partial.
CGGACAGCAAUUGUACUGCGCUCGUAUGACGGGUACACCUACCACCACGACGACAUCCUCAACCUCCGCGCACUAAUCAUCGAACUCGGUCUCAACACCGGCGGCCAAUUCGACAUCUUCAUCCUUCAUCAAGUCAAGGACGGUGCAGCAAUCUUUGCCGACGACGAAAUCUGGACCAAUAAAGCACGGGACGCGGUUCCGGCUGAGUUUGAAGGAUUCGUCGAGUUGUGGUCUGAGAUCCAGAUGCGGGCACUCUACCCUGGGCUCGAUGUCGUCGACGAUUGGCACCGGGCUGGACACAUUAACGGUGUCCAUCGGGGGAAUCUGGCGCCGUUGCAGUGGUUUGCGACACGGCAUCCGGAAUACGACUUCUUCUACAACUGGGAAAUGGACGUUCGGUAUAUCGGGAAUUACUACGAGCUAUUGAACAAAGCCGAGGUGUUUGCGCGGGGUCAGCCGCGUGGGGAGAUGACUUGGAAUAACAGCCAACAUUGGAUCAUCGAAGGUACGCAAAACUGGUCCCCACCAUCGACAACUCCAUCCAUCGGUAUCGGUGAAGAAGCCGAUCUAAUCGCUUUCGACCCCAUAUUCGACCCCAUCAACAGCGGCUGGUACUUCGAAGACGACAUCGUAAACUACCCCUCCGCCCGCUCAACCCCCCGCCGCGCCUCAAUCAUCACGAACGCCCGCCUUUCCCGUCCUCUCCUCCUCGCCCUCCACGCCGAAAACUCCCUCGGGCGCCACAUCCACUGCGAAGCAUUCCCCGCCAGCAUCGCAUACGCCCGACACCUGAAAGCCGUGUACGUACCGCAUCCCGUGUUCUACGAGCACGAUGUGGAUCGGAGGGAGUUGGAUACCAAAGUUAAUGAUCAGAGGUUUUUCGGGCAUGAGUGGGAUAUGAAUCCGAGUACGUAUUAUUAUCGGGCGGGGUUUGCGAAGACGGUGUAUCGGGGGUGGCAUGAGCAUGCGGAGACGUGUAGGAGGGCGGUGUUGUUGCAUCCGAUUAAGGAUGUG